Messenger RNA from Pyrus x bretschneideri (Chinese white pear), 2238 nucleotides. RefSeq names its product senescence-associated carboxylesterase 101-like. Gene Ontology annotation, biological process: lipid metabolic process; defense response. The transcript is spliced from 4 exons. NCBI's taxonomy places the organism in Eukaryota, Viridiplantae, Streptophyta, Magnoliopsida, Rosales, Rosaceae. Gene Ontology annotation, molecular function: carboxylic ester hydrolase activity. The coding region runs from base 177 to 1961 and encodes 594 amino acids. The record is from RefSeq and is a predicted model, not a curated record.
AGAUAGAUUAGUUUUUAUCUAGAAAUAAUGAAUUGUAAGCGCCAAAAUCUAAAGCAUCCUAAUAAUAAUGAUAGGAUUGAUUCCUCUUCUUAUUUAUAAAGAAAGAAAUUGACCAUUCUACUUUCCAGUUCUCUCUAUCUACUGUGUGGUUUAAGCAGAUCGGCAAAAGCUUGAAGAUGAACGACCAAAUUAGCAGUGCUGGGCUUGAACUAGCAAAUGUGCUGGUGACUUCUCCUCUCCUGCACCAGUCAUGGAACGCGGUUCUUGAUCAGAAGCAAAAGCUACCCCCAGCAGCUGAUCCGAACCAAAAAAUGGCCUUAGACAUUAGUGAAACCAAGCACUCAAACAUCACCAUCAUAUCUUUUCUUGCUUCACCUGUCACGCUUCAAAAUCGACAAGUGAUCAUUUCGUUGACUCCCAAGGACACAUAUUUUCCGCUCUUCGAGUUUUUGUGUAACAAAAACACCCCAAGUUUCACCGUCAAUGAAUUGGCAAUCACCUUAUUCGCCUUGAAUCACAACCGCCUCGUUCGUCUGCGAACAAGGCUGGUAGAAAGCAGCAAACCCGACUCAUUGAUACUUAUCACCGGGCAUUCAUUUGGAGGCUCUGUGGCUACCCUUUUCACCUUAUGGCUGCUACAAAGCCUCGACUUGUCGAAAGCGAAACGCCCCCUUUGCAUCACUUUCGGUUCACCCUUGAUCGGUGACGAACAACUCCGACAAUGUGUGUUGGAAUUCUCAACAUGGAGUUCUUGCUUCUUGAAUAUAGCCUCCAUCAAUGAUCCUGUACCUAAAGUCUUCCUAACUUCGCAACCGAGUGGUUAUAAGCCUUUCGGAACAUUCCUACUGUGCUCCUCUUCGGGUGGUUCUUGCUUUGAGGACCCUGAUGCCAUUUUGCAACUAUUGGUGGAAACCAGCUCUCAGAGUGCUCAAAUUCAAGGUUUUGAUUACGGACAGAUUUUAAAUGAUCUCAAGAUUAAGGCAUUUUCUAGAGAUAUCUUUGAGUUGGUUGAAGAGGAUAGAGUUCCACUUAAAGCUGGAAUCAAAACACAGUUGGCAGCAAUAUUAGGAGUUCUCAGCUCACAGUCAUUGCAGCAGCAACAACCCAACAUAGAAUUCGAAAGUCUGAUAAAAAAGAUGGUCAGUCACGAACGUAAACUAGUGAUCCAGAAGACGAAGGUUUACAGUUCUUUCUUGAAAUUGAAUGAGGCUAAAAAGGACAUGGCCAACAUGGAAUGGUACAAGAAGCAUUCCAAGCACAAGGGAAUUGGAUACUAUGACGGGUACAGAAACAAGCGUUUCUGGACAGACAUAAUUGCCGAAGAAGGCAAGAAAAAGCUCUCGAAUUUCUGGUUCAGCAUGGUUGCAGAAAUUGAGAGCAAGCCCCAGAAAGAAGAAGCCGCAAUGCGUAUCCAUUUUCUUUCUGCUGGAACGAAUUACAGAAGGAUGAUCGAACCGCUUCACAUUGCAGAGUACUACAAGGAAGGCGGAAAAGAUUACAAAAAGGAAAGGCCUCGACAUUUCGUUCUUUUGGAGCAAUGGUUCAAUGAAGAGGAGAAAAAGGAGGAGGAAAAGAAAGAGAGGGAAGAGAGGGAGGACCUGCAACUGCGCAGUGCAAGCAAGUCCAACUCAAAAGCGAAGAGUGUGGCUUCUAGUCUGAAUGAUGAUUCUUGUUUUUGGGCGCACGUCGAGGAAGCGCUUAUCUGGUGCAACGAACAAGCGAUUAAUCCAGACGCCAAGCCAAUGCCCGAAUUUGAGCUUUACGUUCUGAAUGCGCUCCAUAAUUUCGCAGUGUCACCUGAUAUUUUCUUGGCGCAGAGCAGCUUCAUGCGAUGGUGGAACAAGUAUAAAAAGAUUGUGGGAAGUAGCUACUCCUCAGAACUCACAGAUGUCAUGAGGCGUCGCACUUAUCUCAAUUAUGCGGAUGGGGUCUCGGUUCUUGCUGGUCUUAAGCCAAGAUAAUUAAGUUUUAAGCAAGCAAUUAAAUCAGAUAAAGCAAGAUUAGUUUUGCUGUAUCGCUCAUGAUCUUCACAGAGAGACGGGCGGUACUCGCAGGACUUCUUGGUGCUACUACGUCUGAAUGUUUUUGUUUGUGGUUUCUUUUUGAGUGGGGGUUUUGUUUCCAUUAUAAUGUUUGUAAUUUCCACUUCGUAAAAGCAAUGACACUUGUUUUUUGUUACACCAAAAGUGAGAGCUACUCCAAUCAACAAUUGUAAUAAAUUGAGACUGGCUUUGAUCA